Molecule: messenger RNA, 1230 nt
Organism: Puma concolor (puma)
Lineage: Eukaryota; Metazoa; Chordata; Mammalia; Carnivora; Felidae
Source: RefSeq, a predicted model, not a curated record
AUGCGCUGGGCAGCACCCUGGGCUCAGACCCUGGCGUCAGCCAGCUCGUACACCCGCUGCACAGCCGCCAGGCGAGAAGCUCGUUGGAUCAUUCAGCAAAUAGUGAUGGGCCUCCCUCGGGGCCAGGGCCCGGUGUUCAUCGGGGAGUCACUGGCCACCAAACACCUGUGGGGGUCAGGCCUUCUCUGGGAUAUUGAGAAGGAAGCAGUCGGCCUCUGGAAGAGCCAGGCGGGCGCGCAGGAGGCGGGGCGCGUUGGGCCCGAGGUGGCGGCGCGGGAGCUGCGGCAGGCGCGGGGCGCCCUGGCGGUGGCCGAGGCCCGCGCGGGGCGCCUGCGCCAGGGCCAGGUCGAGGUUCGGCGACGCGCCGAGGAGGCCCGGGAGGCGGUGCUGCGCAGCCUGGGCCGCGUGCGCGAGCUCGAAGCCCCCAAGAGAAAGUGGCCUGGCCUAGGCUGGUGGGCAAGGCAACCAGAAGGGGAGCUCCAAAUGUUUGGGUCAGAGGGCACCCAGCUCCCAAUCUCCUCACAAGGCAGCCCAGAGCCAGAAGCCAAGAGUGGUGAACCUGAGGAAAGUGGGACCAGAAGCCCAGACACCUCUCCAGAGGGAGCCUGGCAGUCAGACAGCAGCUCCGGGAACAGACCCCUGGACGAAGGUUUGUCCCUGCACACAGUGCUCGCUGGGCUCAGCCAUGGGCAGUCAGAUGGGGAGCCAUGGGAGGGGUGUGAUGAACAGACAGCCAAGAAGCUUGUGACUUACUUCGGCCACUUUGGCAGUGCUGACCAUGCCUGUACCCUGGGGGAGCUGGAGGCUCGCAUCGCCGUGCUGGUGGAGCAGCUGGGGACCCAGGGCUGCAGUGAGAAGACCCUGGGGACACCUGGGGAGGAGGCAGAGCUGCAGCGGAAGGUGGAAGAGAACGAGCAGCUGAGGCUGGAGCUGCAGAUGGUGGAGACAGAGAGGGUGCGGCUGUCCCUGCUGGAGGAGAAGCUGGUAGACGUGGUGCAGCUCCUGCAAAGGCUCCGGGACCUGAACAUAUCGAAAAGAGCCCUGGGGAAGAUUUUGCUGAACACGCUGGAUGCUUGCAAGGACCCCACACAUGAGGGGAGAUCUGGACCCUCAGCCAUCCUGGACGCCCUGCACACGGCUUUGGCUGGCUGUGAGCUCUUGCGGAGAGAGCCCUCGGCACCAGCCUCCACGGCUCCUGCACUCGCCAACCCCCUCCUCAUCUCCUGCUGA